AUGGCUUCGUCACUGGAGAAGCAAGCGGCAGCCAGACUCAGUGCGCCCGCGCCCUCUGAGCUCGAGCGCGGCCUGUCGACCUCCAAUUCCGAGGAGCUUGUGCUCGCCAAGGAUGGAACCGUACUGGUCCCUCAGCCUUCGUCAAACCCAGAUGAUCCCCUGAAUUGGAGCUGGACGAAGAAGCAUGUUGUACUAUGUGCUUUGAUCCCCGGCUGCCUUCUGUCCGACUGGGCUUUGACGUGGGGCUCUGUCGUAUUUCAACUGCAAGCUCCAGAAUGGCAUAUGUCUGUACAGGCAGUUUCUCAAUCCAUGAGCCCCGGCAUAUUCUUGCAAGGACCCGGCGGUAUCCUGGCCGUACCCCUGUGCCAGCGUUACGGACGGCUUCCUGUUCUGUUCUGGUCUCAGCUCCUCUCACUCAUAGUGACUAUUGGGGCCACUUUCGCCGACAGCUAUGCCUCCUUCACGGCGAUGCGUACGCUCCAGGGGUUCUUCGGUGCCGCGCCUCAGGUCAUCGGUCUCUCCAUGAUCCACGACAUGUUCUUCUUCCACGAGCGGGCUCGGAAGAUCAACAUCUGGGCUGCAUCCUUCCUGAUUGGGCCAUACCUGGGACCCUUCUUCUCCAGUCUGAUCAUCACGAAGCUCAAGUGGCGCGAAGACUUUGGCGUGCUUGCCGGCUUCUACGGUCUGAGUCUGCUGAUGGUUGUUUUCCUCGGUGAUGAGACCCUCUACGAAAGAAACGUGUCAGAGAAGCCCCGGGAUAGGUCUGUUGUCUCUCAUGUUUCUUCGCUGCUCGGGAUUGAAGGCGCACGCGUGAGAGGCCGGCCGGGCCUGUGGACUGUGACGAAGCAUCAAUACUCUUUGCUUGCCAGACCAUACCUGUUCGCUCCCACCGCUCUCUUCGUAAUGCCCCUCACCAUGUGGACCAUCGGCCUCGUAUCCACAAUCUCGCAGUUCGUUCUGCCGCCUCCCCAGGCCGGCGGCUACGGCUUCUCCUACGUCUCGCUGGCAAUGAUUCACUUCGCCCCCAUGAUCGGGACCAUUGUGGCCGAGCUCUGGGGCCACUGGUUCAACGACUUCAUCGCGGCCCGCUACAUGAAGCGUCACGGCGGCACGCAUCUCCCAGAGAACCGCCUGAACGGCGUCUACAUCCCCGUCAUGAUCGGCGUGUGCGGCCUGGUCCUCUUCGGCGAGACGCUGCAGCACCACCUGAGCUGGGUCGGCCUCGCGUUCGGAUGGGGGAUGACCUGCUUCGCGACGCUGGGCGGCAUGACGGCCAUCUCGGCCUACGUGCUCGACUGCUUCCCGCACCACGCGGCACUGGCGGCGGCCUGGAUCAACUUCUGGCGCGUCGUCGGCGGCUUCACGGUGCUCUACUUCCAGCUCGACUGGGUGCAUCUCAACGGGCCCGCCGUCACCUUCGGCUGCCAGGCGGCCGUCAUCGCCGGCGCCGCCGUCAUCGGCGUCGUCCCCACCCAGAUCUGGGGCUCGCGCUGGAGAGCCAAGUGGCCGGCGCCCGUUCCGGAAAACUAG
This is a messenger RNA of Diplodia corticola, 1530 nucleotides long. RefSeq names its product mfs transporter. Gene Ontology annotation, biological process: transmembrane transport. Bases 1 to 1530 code for a protein of 509 amino acids. Lineage: Eukaryota; Fungi; Ascomycota; Dothideomycetes; Botryosphaeriales; Botryosphaeriaceae. The record is from RefSeq and is a predicted model, not a curated record. Gene Ontology annotation, molecular function: transmembrane transporter activity. The transcript has 5 exons.